AUGACUCCUGGAGAAUCCGCUCAAGGCUCUGCAGGGACGCCGCCAGCGACCAUAGGCGGGCCAGGGAAGCCGUGGGAACUUCCUUCAUCGGCGGAAGCAACGCAUACGCGCGGGCAUGGUGAGACGACACGGCGAGAUCACGCGGAGCAGGAAGAGGACGCGGCGGAGCAAACUGAGCCCACGGCGGCCCGCCACCAGCACCUACGAAGCCCAUCCCCGCAGGCAGCGGCCGCUCUGAACGCGCCGGGGAUCCAAAGGGAUUGUGGGGCAGGAGCGCGGAGAGAGGGACGACGGGAGCAGUGCGAGGAGCUAAUGGUGACGCCGACCCAGCACGCGAACGACGAAGCUCCUUCUCCACGUCAUCAAGCCUAUCCAGAAGACGGCGCUCCAUUGCGGACGGCGCUGGACCCGCUUUUCUGCCGCGACUGUCACCUCCCCGUCGCCCACGACGCGCACGCCUACUUGCGCUCGAGCGCACAGGCGACUGCGGGCGAGAUGGGCCCUGCUGACGCUGGCGGCCAGGAAAACGGUCCCCGCGACGAGGGGAGUAGAGCCGUUGACGCUUUGCAGGAGGGGGCGAACGCGGAGCUGGGGGCCGACGCCCAGACGUCUGGCGGGCAGGCGACCGCUGGCGAGAUGAACGAGGAGGGGGCGAACGAUGACGAUGCGAACGGCGGUCACGGGAUCGGCUUCGCGACGCCACGCGACGAGGCGAAUGAGGAGACAGCGGCGAACGGGCCGCACCGUGACGAUCAUCGCGGCGGCUCUCCCGCUUAUCGUCGCGAGCUGCCGAUGAGCGACGGCGAGGCGAACGCUCCUGGUGCGCCACAGCCUCUGCGCCGGAGCGCAAGACGACCCCCGAGCGCAGGGGCUCCGGCGGUGACAAGGACCUGCCCGCGCGCCGAGCCAGCUCGCGCUGCUGGUCCUCGAAGCGGCGGCGGAUCUGAUCAGCGGACGCCGGUGGAGCAACAGGUACGCUCGCGGCAGGGCGUGCAGGAGGAAGCGGACGAGGAGCGGGAUCGCUCUCCGCGGUGCAGUCGCGGCCCAGAGCGCCGAGGAAAUCCAUCAGCGAGCGCUCAGGGCGCUCCACUGCCACAAGAGGAGCCGACGACGCCGAUCUCCCAGGCGCAACAGGCGGCACCUGUGGCAGCCACUCCGAGGAGCGGACGGGGAAGCAUGCGGGGGAGAGGCGGGGGUCGAGGAGCGCGCGGAGGACAGCGGAGUGCAGGCCAAGCGCUGGGACUCUUCAACCCUAACAUCAACCACCCACCUGCCUAUCGUCCGCCGCCUGCCGCCGCAGAUACUAAGCGACUACUCCACCUGUAUGCUGGCCGCCCUCUUACGGAUCUCCAAACUGCCCAACUGCGCGGGAGCGUGGCGGGUCCUCAUGUUCCUGCCACGUCUCACCUUACGACUUAG
Closterium sp. Naga37s-1 is the source of this 1419-nucleotide messenger RNA. NCBI's taxonomy places the organism in Eukaryota, Viridiplantae, Streptophyta, Zygnematophyceae, Desmidiales, Closteriaceae. The record is from the annotation of a GenBank genome assembly.